This is a messenger RNA of Hyalella azteca, 4924 nucleotides long. RefSeq lists its product as uncharacterized. The coding region runs from base 63 to 2852 and encodes 929 amino acids. Lineage: Eukaryota; Metazoa; Arthropoda; Malacostraca; Amphipoda; Hyalellidae. The transcript is spliced from 8 exons. The record is from RefSeq and is a predicted model, not a curated record.
UCCUGAGCAAACAAUUAAAGUACAAACAAAAUUCUGCUGAAAUAACGGAGGGCACCAGCAAGAUGGCGUCGUCCGCAGACGUCAAUUUCCAGGAUAUGGAAAUUCUCAACGCCAACGUGUUUGGAGUUUUGAAACUAUGCCCCAAGUACAUCGGGAAAAUUCUGAAAAUCGAGUGCUCGGAUAAAGAUAGUUCAGAAACUUAUACAGACUAUAUUGAAAGACGCCGAGGCACAGAGAUCUCUCGAAUGGAAUUGAGAAGGAUGUGCGGUUUUUCUUUCCGUCGUUUCCAAACUGCAACGUCUCCCGACGACAUGGACAUGACCGAACUUUUUUCAUUGUUUUCAAUUCUGUUCAAGGAAACAAGUCAUAGUAGAAACCAAGAAGAUCUUAUGAUGAAAAAACUGAGAGAAAUCAAAGACUUGAGAAAUUGUGUUAUGCAUGAGUACGCGUCUAUGAAGGACCCAACAAUUAUUGAGAAGAUCAAAUCCGCCUUAUUAGAGUUCAUUCAUGAAGCAAAAACCUGCUAUCAUUCUUUCCUGAACGAGAUAAACUUAUUGGAGCAACAGCUGCAAGACGAAAUGCGCAGCAAUUUUGUUCCUGGUGAUCAAAAGCUCGUGUACGACAAAUACCGUUUGCGCACCGAAGGGAAACAGAAUGCAGAGCGCGGUUUCCGUAAAUAUGUCAAUGAAAAGUUACCAAUGAACUUGGGUGACGCUGAACGGUCAGCCGUGUUCCAUCCACCGGAAUUGUCUCUCCCAAAAGAUGAGAGCAAUUCAUUCCAGUACCAAGCUGUCUUUGAAUGCAGCCAAAAAAUCGCAGUUGUUUCGGGAGUAAAAGGAGCUGGCAAGACGACAAUACUGAAGAACAUAAUCCUACAAUUCAUAAAAUUGUCGGAAAACGACUUGAUUUACCUGGAACGUUUUGCUCUUCUUGUCUUCAUUCAAUGCAAUGACUGGACUAAGGAAAAACUAUAUCAAGUAUUCUGUGAGCACUUCGGGGAUGAGUGUGUCAAACAGGGAGAAGAAAGGGUCCUGAACGCCAUCUCUGGACUACCCGUGCUGUUUUUGGUCGAUGGAUUCGAUGAGCGAAACAAAGUAUCCAUGGGAGUCCUACGAGAACUGUUUCAAAAAACCUGGCAUCCUGACUCUUUCAUACUCGUUACAACUCGUCCACAGGCAAUUGAAGAACUCCAGACACUUCUUGCUGUAAAAGACAUCAAUUUUCAGGAGUACAAGAUUGCGCCGCUCUCAAAAACCAGUAGUCAGUUGGCUUUCCUUAAGAGAUAUGAAGAAAGCCCAAGCAGGAACCCCGAGUGUGCUGGAAUGAUACUAGAACGAUUCAUCCAGUUGGACGCAGAUUUGAGAAGGAUGUUCACGGAACCUUUGACUCUAUUGAGUUUCUGCUCCAUCUACGAGAAGAAUCCUGCUAAAAUUGAUCAAUGGAGAAGCUACAACGACGUGACAAGAGAUACAUCAGAGCUUCAUAAGGCUAACGUAAAGACGAAACUCGCCGAUAAAGAUAUCCCCAACAAAGAACAUCUAAUCGACAACCUCUUCAUUGUCAUUGGACAGUUAGCGCUGGAAUUUCUUGUGGAGGACAAAAUAACCUUCAAUGAAGAAGAGAUCUCGAAAUUCGACCAACUUGCUUACGACGAAAUUAAGACUCACGGCGCCACGAUGGAGCUUGACAUGAGAGUGUUCCUGGAUGCCCUGUUGAUACCAAACUCAUCAUUCUCUGAGGGAGCUGCUGCAACGUACUCUUUCCCACAUAAGUCUCUACAGGAAAAGUUCGCAGCCGAUUACGUUACGAAUCAAUUGCUGUACAAGGAUAAAGAUCUCCCAGGAAUACUCCCGAUGGACGUAGCAACGAAGUCACGCCUCCGAGAGGUGCUGGAGUACGUAAUGCAAGACUUGAGCAGCAGACCUAAGAUGUUCCAGAAGCACUGGCCUGAUCUGGAGCAAGCCAUAACCGACGCAGGUGUCGUCAGUGCCGCUGAGUGGCAGAACUUGCUGUUCCAUGCUCCAAAAGUCCAAGAACUGGCAAAGCAUGCUGCCGAGAUCACGAUCCGUGAGACUGAAGUGUGGAACGUUACUUCCGUUCGUGAUGUGUUGGUAGUCUCGCUGAUGUUGCCACACCAGCAGCCCCAUCUCAUCAAUGUCAAGUUGUCACCUGCUGAGCUAAAAGAAGCUGGUCCCAGCUGGUCAAAUUUGACUCGGCUGUACAAGGGGCAACUGAAGCUGGACUUGGGAGCGACGAGACUCGAACCUUGUGACGAUCUGUUGGAGUUUCUGAAAGGCUCAAAGUGUGAGCUCAAAUUCUUGAACAGCGCCAUUAGCAGAAAGGCUGCUGUCACCGCGGUGGCUUCUGUCACUACAGAUCAAUCAGAACUGUACAUCUUUCUGCCCAGACCUCUCAACCUGGAAGCAUUGAACAGCCGACAUGAGCAGUUGAUGGUGCAUAUUUGGCCUCUGGAUGCCACAUGGUCAGCAGAACUCCAGCAAAACCAUGGAGAAGGCAACGAUGACUGUGCCGAUGAUAUCGAGGAUAUGCGCCUGCCAUCUCAACCACCGCCGUGGCUGAAGGUGUACGGCAGAGAAACUGGCAGCUGGGAAACAACUGCCGAGGCCAUAUGCAUAAUUUCCCCCAGGAGUAAAAGAUUCUACGACAUUUGGCUGAUUAACUGCCGGUUCGAUGAUGGUGAAAUGACGCAACUCCUGUCGCGCCUGCACAGCAACGGUAUUAGGAGUGCCACAGGCGGCCAAACGCGAUUCACCAGAAACAGGUAUGAAAACUCUUCUACAUGCACUCUUCUGCGCAUAAGUGAUAACCCUCUGGUGAGUUCCCGUCCGUAAUUGGACCCAAGAGACAGUAAAGAAGCAUGACUCAAAUUACAGAAAAGAUGGAAGACGAAAGUUACAGAAAAGAGGGAAGACCCAAGCUACAGAAAAGAAGGAUGACUCAAAUUAUAGAAAAUAGGGAAGACCCAAGCUACAGAAAAGAAGCAUGACUCAAAUUAUAGAAAAGAGGGAAGACCCUAGUUACAGAAAAGAAGCAUGACUCAAAUUAUAGAAAAGAGGGAAGACGAAAGCUACAGAAAAGAAGCAUGAAUCAAAUUACAGAAAAGAUGGAUGACGAAAGUUACAGAAAAGAGGGAAGACCCAAGCUACAGAAAAGAAGGAUGACUCAAAUUACAGAAAAGAUGGAACAACCACGUUACAGAAGAGAAGGAUGACCCAAGUUACAGAAAAUAGUGAUAACUCAAGUUACUAAACGAGGAAAGCCUCAUGCUAGAAAAAAAGAGAGAAGACAAAAAAACCGUUACAACGAACAAAAAAGCCGGAAGUUAAAACAAAUUUUCAAGAUGUUGAGUAAUACUGCAUUGCACGGGACAUGAGCUUGGUAUAAAAAUUAUAAAAAGGACAGCAAAUCCGAAAAUUUAUAUCGUCUGUCAUAAAAUAAUCACAAAAAUAGAACAAGAUCAUUAGAUUUGAAGGAAAUUGUUACGUAUUUAGAAAUAAUGAGUAUUUCAGGUUUAAAUAUAUUUUAAAGUUAAGCAUAGUAAGAUGUAAGCACAAAUGCAAUAGGCCUUAUCCGUGAAAAUGACAGUUUAAUGUAAGCGUUAUCGAGUUGCGGCCUCAGCUUCAAGUCAUAGUAUGUGUUCGAUUUUGGCUGAGUUUUGAGAAGUAACGUAAUGUACUUCUUUGGUCAUCUCUAUUUAAUGUACUAGUUGAUUUAUGUUUUUAUUGGUAGUUGUAAUAAUUCCUAAUUUUAGACGCACUUUUUCUUCUAACCAGUUCCUUCAUUAAGACGACAAGCACUCUAGUGAACGCCAUGUAGUAUGAUAAUUUCUUAAAAACCCUUACUUGACGCUUGUUUCCUUUUCAAGUGUUCGAGUAGGACUUCGAUUAAAAUGUUACAAUGAUUUUAGGUAUUAAGUCGUAUAGAUUUAAUUGCGUGAACCUGAUUAUUCUCAUUAUAGGCACACUUUCAGCUGGCAAGUUCUGCAUAUACGAGCGGCUAAGAAACAAUAUAAUGCCGUAUUUCUACUUAAUUGCCGCAUUUCUACUUUAUCAUAGUUUGAUAAUAGCCAGUUAUUUUUUAUUAAUCGUGUGUUAUACCGAUAAAAUAGCCAAGUUAUAUUCUUUAGCGUUAAAUAAAACUAUUCCCUGGGCCGUAUUAUCUACAUUCGUUAGAGUACAUGUAGUAGCCUAUGUACACGUGGCCUAUGAUUUCUUUUCUGCGAUUGGCUGGUCAAGAUUGACAAGCCGUAAAUGAUUGGUUGACUGAGCUUGAAUUCGCUACUAUUUACGCUAUUUGAGGCCCUCAACUGAAUUAUUUAAUGUUUUAUUGAAAUUUCAGUUGAAUUGUUUAAGGUCUUAUUUAAGUUUCACGUGAAUUACUUAAGAUUUUAUUGAGCGUCAGUUAAAUUAUUCAAGAUUUUAUUGGGCGUCAGUUAAAUUAUUCAAGGUUUUAUUGAAAUGUCGGUUUCUAUCAGUGAAACUUGUAUGAUUUGCCCAGACGAUCGUCUAAUUUAAUAAGGAAUUUUGCAAAGCGUGUAAUUUCAGCGCUGCCUUUAUUAUGAAUAAAGUACUAUCAUCCACGACUAAGUAAAUGAAAGCACUAAUGAUAAGAAAUUGAUCACAAUUUGAGCUUUGAUAAUUAAUACACAACAGGUAUAUUACACAGGCGAGUAUGUUGGCAACACGCGACCCGUGUGCUCAUCUGCUUGGUGAGGGUGUGAGCUUUAUUUACACGCCUAUAAAUAAUAUGAAUUCUCUCAAAAAAACUAUUAUGGCAAAUUCAAGUGUAAAAUAAGAAACUGGUUAUGAAGGUGACAGAAAUGAUGUAAAGGGUUUAGUGAGUAAACAGAAGUCUAAUAGGCUAAAAUAGGGUGGCGCAGUGGUUACAGUUCAGAGUACCAAGA